AGCGGGUAGGAGUUCAUUCCGUCCGAAGAAUUAGAAGGCUCGAUAUCGGUCCGUUGAGAACUAAUACGGAAAUUUAUUACUCGACAGCACACGUGGAAGUCUUCUGGAAACUUAUACUGCUGCUACCUUACUAGGUAGCUAGUUCAAGAUGCCAGCCUUAGUCAGGUCCAAUUCAUUCAUUUUCCCGGACCUCGACUUUACCCUACGCCGCCAGUUUAACAAACCUGGUUUUCGUCCGUACCAACGAGAAAUUAUACAAGCUGCACUAGACGGCAAUGAUGUUUUCGUUCAGGCAGCAACCUCGUUUGGAAAGAGUUUGUGCUUCCAACUUCCGGCCGUUGUAGAUCAGGGCAUCACUAUCGUCGUCUCGCCAUUAUUGAGCCUUAUGAUAAAUCAGGUAGAAGCUCUCCGGGCUGCCGAUAUCAACGCUAGCUCGCUCAAUAGCAAUACACCUCUAGCAGAAAAGGACCGCAUUAUGGGCGACCUCAAAACUGGCCACCCGCGGACUAGGCUACUCUAUGUGACCCCGGAGCUUUGUGCCCAAGACCGCUUUCGGGAUAGGUUGAGAGUAGUUUACGAACAGCGGGAACUUGCACGUAUUGCUAUUGAUGAAGCCCAUUGUAUUUCAGAAUGGGGCCACGACUUCCGUAAAGAUUUCAAAAGACUAGCCUGGUUCCGCGAGUCCUUUCCGGAUGUGCCUAUCAUGUGCUUGACAGCGACAGCAAACAGUCAAGUGCGCAAUGACGUACUUACCACUCUUGGUUUAGAUGCAAGCCCGGAAAGAUUGAAAUCCUUUACGAUGACAGCUCACCGACCAAAUCUCCAUUUCGAGAUUCGUUUUACACGUGAUGAGGAUGAUCAACGAUUGGAAGACUUUCUCGGGUGGAUUCGUAGCGUAUAUGAACGCCGGGCAAAGGAAUCGCGGAAAAGCGAGCUUACUGCAUUAGGUGAGCGAGUUGAAAAUAUUCCAGGUAUUAUUUAUACCAUAUCACGGGACGAAUGCGAAAGCCUCGCGGCACAGCUCAGGCAAGAAGGAAUUGGAGCACAGCCAUUUCAUGCCAAGCUAUCCAAGGAGACCAAAGAGCGAACUCUUGCUAACUGGGUUUCGAAUGAACCCGGAUAUGAUAUUAUUGUAGCUACGACAGCGUUCGGUAUGGGCAUCGAUAAGAACAACGUCCGCUUUGUCGUGCAUUGGCGAUUACCUAAAUCCUUCGAGGGGUACUACCAGGAAGCUGGACGAGCCGGACGUGACGGGAAUGCAGCAUACUGUUUUCUCUAUUACAGCCGAGAAGAUAGAGACCGGGUUAGUAGUUUGAUUGUACGAGAUCGAAUGAAUGCGGGUUCGGGUUCUAGUUUCGAGGCGCGCGCUAGGAGCUUACAGGCACUGGCCGAAUACUGCGAGAGCAUAAAUGCCUGUCGUCAUAAGCUCAUAUGCAACUACUUUGGAGAGAAUAUCACGCCGGAUUGCGACUAUGCUUGUGAUUGGCAUAAAAAUAGCGCAGAUCUCCAGCGACGUUUCCUAAGAGGUCUAGCAAGCGAGGAAUGGGUCAGCACUCAAAGAGAGGAAGGUCUGUAUGAAGUCGAUUGGGAUGAAUGAGUUAUGAAGAAUCGUGGUUGGUAGAACAGGACCGAUUUAUGUAGUAUCUGUGUUGGUGUCUGACGGAAUAGCGAACCGAUAUACGGAUACUGAUGGCACCUAAGGCAGGUCAUCCUGCAUCCGAUGGCCAUCCCUCCAAUCGGCUGAGGCCAGACCCCG
This is a messenger RNA of Hypoxylon trugodes, 1756 nucleotides long. RefSeq names its product ATP-dependent DNA helicase. The record is from RefSeq and is a predicted model, not a curated record. Gene Ontology annotation, molecular function: 3'-5' DNA helicase activity; four-way junction helicase activity; ATP binding. Gene Ontology annotation, cellular component: cytoplasm; chromosome. Bases 149 to 1597 code for a protein of 482 amino acids. The transcript has 2 exons. NCBI's taxonomy places the organism in Eukaryota, Fungi, Ascomycota, Sordariomycetes, Xylariales, Hypoxylaceae. Gene Ontology annotation, biological process: double-strand break repair via homologous recombination.